UAUAGACUCCAUGUCGCUUCGUGCAGCGCAGGCCGUUAACGAAACAAAAACUUUGAAUACCGAAGCGCGUGCGUUCCAAUCUUAAAUAUUAAAAAAAAUCAUCAACUUGUAGUGAUUUUUGUUUUACCUGUAAUAUAUAGGUCUGGGAAAAAUCGGAUGUGAACCAGGUUUUAUUAGUGAUAGAUAACAGUGAUAAGAGAAUCGAUAGGGCAUGUAUUGUCAGUUUCGCUGAAAUUGAAGUUGAGUGCAAUAUAAUUUGUGUGGUGUAUAGUGAUGCAUUCUGAGGGGUGUAUCCAGUCGAGUUCCAAAAUAUAAUCGAGUUUUUUAGCUGAGCGAGGCUCCAGCGACCACUCUCCAUCUACGGCAACAUGGAGCACGCCCUCCAGCAUAGGGAGAGAGUGGGAGUGCAAGACUUCGUCCUGCUUGAAGAUUACCGUUCUGAAGCUGCCUUCAUUGACAACCUUAGGAAACGGUUCAAGGAAAACAUUAUUUAUACAUACAUCGGUAACGUGUUGAUCUCAGUGAACCCGUACAAGAACCUUCCGAUCUACACAGAAGAGAAAAUUAAGCAGUAUUACAAGAAAGCCUUCUUUGAGGCACCGCCGCAUGUAUACGCUAUAGCAGAUAAUGCAUAUCGAUCCCUAGUGUAUGAACACAGAGAACAAUGUAUACUGAUCUCAGGUGAAUCGGGCUCCGGCAAAACAGAGGCAUCAAAGAAGAUCCUCGAAUAUAUUGCAGCUCGCACCAACCACUUGCAAAAUGUUGAGACUGUCAAAGACAAACUUCUGCAAACUAACCCACUCUUGGAGGCCUUCGGCAAUGCCAAAACUCACAGGAAUGACAAUUCAAGUCGUUUCGGCAAAUAUAUGGAUGUCCAGUUUAAUUACGAAGGUGGACCAGAGGGAGGCCAUAUUUUGAACUAUUUGCUAGAGAAGUCUAGAGUGGUGAGCCAAAUGGAUGGAGAGAGGAACUUCCAUAUAUUCUAUCAGCUUCUGUCAGGUGGGGAUGCAGCGUUAAUGAGUCGCUUGAGGCUGCAGAACAGGCCAGACGCCUAUAAAUACACUACUGAUAUAACCAGCCCUGCUACUCAGAAGACUCAUGAUGCCGACCAGUUCCGGAUAGUCCAGGAAGCUAUGAAGGUCAUAGAAAUUGGUGAAGCCGAGCAGGCGGAGAUCUUCUCUAUCGUAGCCACCGUUCUACACCUUGGAAACAUCAAAUUCGUGAAAAACAGUAACGGAUACGCGGAGAUUUUGACACACGACCCCAACUCAGAAAAUGUAGCUGAACUGCUUCAAGUUGAUGUCACGAAGCUCCGUGAGGUGCUGACCAGUAGGACCAUUGAAGCUAGAACUGACAUCGUCAAUACUCCCCUGGAAGUGGAGCAAGCUCACUACGCGAGAGACGCUCUAGCCAAGGCCAUUUAUGGCAAACACUUCAAUUGGCUAGUGUCCAGACUGAACGCCUCGCUGCAGCCUAAAGACAAGGCCGCUAUGUCUUCAGUAAUCGGCAUACUGGAUAUCUACGGAUUUGAAAUCUUCCCCAAGAAUAGCUUUGAGCAGUUCUGCAUCAACUUCUGCAAUGAGAAACUGCAGCAGCUGUUCAUCCAGCUCACCCUGAAGCAGGAGCAGGAAGAGUACCUGCGCGAGGGCAUCGAGUGGGAACCCAUCGAGUACUUCAACAACAUCAUCAUUUGUGACCUCAUUGAAGCCAAGCACAAGGGUAUUAUUGCAAUCCUGGACGACGAGUGCCUUCGACCUGGUGAUGCAUCUGAUAGCAGCCUACUGGAGCGUCUCACCCAGCAUUUGGACAAGCACCCCCACUACAAGUCCCACAGGAAGUCUGAUAUUAGAACCCAGAAAAUUAUGGGCCGAGAUGAAUUCUGCCUGGUGCACUAUGCCGGCGAGGUGACGUACAACGUGAAGACAUUCCUUGAGAAGAACAACGACCUGCUGUUCAGAGAUAUCCAGACCCUGAUGGCGUCCAGUGGGAACAGUAUCGUGGCUAGCUGCUUCAAGGAGUACAACCUGUUAAGUAAGAAACGGCCAGAGACAGCAAUCACGCAGUUCAAGAACUCGCUGAAUGAGCUCAUCAAGAUCCUGAGCAGCAAGGAGCCCUCCUACAUCAGGUGCAUUAAACCCAACGACUCCAAAAUGUCGAUGCAAUUCGACGACAAGCUGGUUUCUCACCAAGUGAAGUAUCUCGGACUGAUGGAAAACCUGCGCGUGCGUCGCGCUGGAUUUGCUUACAGGCGUACCUACGAAGCAUUCCUCGAGAGGUACAAGUGCUUGAGCGCCGAUACUUGGCCCAACUUCCGAGGGCAACCCCGAGAUGGCGUACAGAAGCUUGUGGAAGCACUGAAAUACGACAAGGAAGAUUACAGGAUGGGCAACUCAAAGAUCUUCAUCCGGUUCCCGAAAACACUGUUCGAGACAGAAGACGCGUACCAAGUGAAGAAGAACGAUAUAGCGGCCAUCAUCCAGAGCCGCUGGCGAGGAUAUCGGCAGAGGAAGGAGUACCUCAAGAUGAGGAACGCCGCCAUCGUUAUAGAGAAGUGGGUGCGGCGGUUCCUCGCGCAGAAGUUAAAAGAGAGAAGAAAGAAAGCCGCUCUCGUCGUCAGAGCCUUCAUUAAAGGCUUCAUCACCCGUAAUGGGCCUGAGACACCAGAGAACCGCCGGUUCCUGGGCAUCGCGAAGGUGCACUGGUUGAAGAGGCUGUCCACCCAGCUGCCAACCAAAGUCCUGGACCUGUCGUGGCCGGUGUGCCCCGCCACGUGCCAGGAGGCGUCCAAGGAGCUCCAGCGGCUGCACCGCGCGCACCUGGCGCGCCGCUACCGGCUGGCGCUCUCGCCCGAACAGAAGAAGCAGUUCGAGCUGAAGGUCCUCGCUGAGACUAUGUUCAAAGAUAAGAAGAACAGCUACCCGAGCAGCAUCAGGCACAAAUUCAUUGAUGACCGGCUCACUUCCGAUCAUAAGACUCUGAGGAACACCUUCAUGGCAUCGCCAUUGUGGCCUGCUGGAGAGAAGCUCAUCUAUUCAUGCGAGGCUGUAAAAUACGACCGCCGUAAAUACAAGCCCCGCGAGAGGGCUCUGCUCGCUUCAAACAAAGCUCUCUAUGUGCUGGACGCUUCCGGACGCAAGACAUACAAACUGAAGCACCGACUGCCUCUCGACAAGCUGCGUGUGAUCGUCACAAACGAGUCAGAUAGCCUCGUGCUUAUUAAAAUACCACAAGAGCUGAAGAAAGACAAGGGUGAUCUAAUAAUAUCGGUGUCGUAUCUGAUCGAGGCGCUGACCAUCGUUACAGACAAUAUCAAGAAGCCGGCGCUGAUUGAGAUCGUGGACACCAGAAUGAUCGCCCACAACCUGGUGAACGGUAAACAAGGCGGUACCAUUGAAGUCAUCAACGGACCCCAGCCGACCAUCCACCGAGCCAAGAGCGGCAACUUACUGGUUGUGGCAACACCCUGAGGAAGGCUAUUGAAAUAUAAGAAAUAAGACGCUAUCAUUCCAACCAUAGACAACGAUCAAAAUUAACAACGACCUAGUUCAUUUGUAAUUUAUUGAAAUCAUUAAAAUCUAGAUCAAGUUUAUCCUAACCAAAAGUUUAAUGAAGAAUAAAUGAAAAAUAUUGUAUAAAUCAUAUUUAAAUGUACCUAAUUCUUUAUUUAUAUAUAAAUUAUUUUUGGUCAGGAUAUAACUGAAUAGCUUCUUUUACUAAUUUAUUUUAAAUAAUGUAAGAGUAAUACUUAGUUGUUAGAGAUCAAAUGGCACAGUAAACUUAAAUGUUUUGUUUCACUCAGUCAUUACAAAGAGUGAUAAGGAUGGCAAGUCUUCUUAAUUGUUAGAUAAAUAUUUUUAUACUUAUAUAUUAUUAUUUAAUUAUGAAGUGAAUGUCCAAUUUUUAAGAUUUUUUCGUGUUCUUUUUUUAUAAUUCCCUUUAUUGUAUUAAUUAAUGAUAAUUGUAUUGAAAUGUGAUAUAUUCCAUUGAGAUUUUCGUACAAAGUACUCUAACCUAGUAUUUUUUGUAUGCCAUAAAAUAAAACGGUACAUCGGUGAAAUGUGUCAAAGUUUAUUAUUUGUACUUUGUUUUAGGUACCUUACAGAUAAUCAUUUAUGUAUUUAUAUUUAUUCGAUCGACAUAUUAAUUAUAUAAUACGUUAUUAAUAUCAAAUUAGUGCAUCGCCUUAAACUACCGUUAACUACAUACCUUAACUACAUUGGCAUGGAAUCAUCCCUUACGUAAAGAUAAUAGACAAUAACUUAUUUAAAAUAUAUUAAAGGUUUUUAACAUUAAUAGCACAUGUACCUUCUGGUAACGUAAUCAAAAGUAAUUUUAAUUCAAAUUUAAAUUAACGACCCAGUAACUAAUUAUGUAACGAUAUUAUUAAUAAUUCACAAUUGUGACAUAUUGAAACUGGCCAUUUGUAAUUUUCUAUGAACCAUUUUAGAGUUGUAGAUUGGAGCUAACCUUUUUUCUUCGAACCUUUCUUAUUCUACUGCUGUUGGUCGUAGCAAUUAAUAAUGUCAGGUGAAACAAAUAAAACAACCUACGGAUGGACUCGUGGAGAGACUCAAGACCAACUCCUGCCUGGCGGAUAUGAAUAUAUUCUGAUGACAUCACUGAAGUUUCGAACCUCAACUCAGGCGGACGGACGAUACGGUUCGUAAGUGUAACUGUCAAAAUGUAGAUUAUUAUCCGUUACAAUCGAGAAUUAUUACUAACAUCGUUACAUAAUUAAGGCCCUGUACUUCAAUAUACUCUUCCCGUCAAUUCAAAUUAUUGUUUCAUGUUUUUGUUUCCAAAUGGUGAACACUUGGAAUCCCUAUAUUUUUAUGGUACCUAAGUAAUGGUUGCUUAUAUUAUUUUUGUGUGUUUGGAAGAAAAUUUCAAUAUGCAUAUUUAUAAAAUACAAAGCAACCGAGAGUUAAAAGAUUCCUAUUCGCUAUAUAAGACUUUUAUAGUGAACUAGUGAAUUAAAAUAUUCUCAGCAAAAUAGUAUAAGUAACAGAAUGGUAAAAUAUUUAGGGAACUAAAGUGUGGCCCUAGAGCUAGUAUCCAUAGCAAUAAUAAUUAUUAUAACAUAAUUAAAAAUAAUACAAUUUUAUUUACUUACAUUUAGCUGAAUCAAAGGUGCCUAUUUGUAUAGUAAUUCAUAAUUCAGAUUUGUGAUUACACUGAAAUGUUGGUGAAAUGAAAAUUGUGUCAUCCUUUAUACAAAAUUAUUAGAUGUUUAUUGAAAUACAGUUUUUGAAAACAAGUAUUGAUUAGAAGACGAUCGUUUAGUAAAGGUUUGACACAGCGGCAGCAACAAUAAUUUUCUAUUUAGAUAUUUAAAAAGAUGAUACGAGACAAAAUAAAUAUAACCUAUAUUAUUUUUAUGCUGUUGA
This is a messenger RNA of Achroia grisella, 5387 nucleotides long. RefSeq names its product unconventional myosin IC (gene Myo61F). The transcript has 20 exons. Bases 369 to 3467 code for a protein of 1032 amino acids. Gene Ontology annotation, cellular component: myosin complex; microvillus; vesicle. Gene Ontology annotation, biological process: vesicle transport along actin filament; actin filament organization. NCBI's taxonomy places the organism in Eukaryota, Metazoa, Arthropoda, Insecta, Lepidoptera, Pyralidae. Gene Ontology annotation, molecular function: ATP binding; microfilament motor activity; actin filament binding. The record is from RefSeq and is a predicted model, not a curated record.